This is a messenger RNA of Phascolarctos cinereus (koala), 5029 nucleotides long. The record is from RefSeq and is a predicted model, not a curated record. NCBI's taxonomy places the organism in Eukaryota, Metazoa, Chordata, Mammalia, Diprotodontia, Phascolarctidae.
AUGGCGUCCCCUAGUUCCCCGGAACAAUCAUCCCAAGACCCCAAAGCCGGCACUGCUUUGACUCCGUACGCUACACCUAGCCAGCAUCUCCCGGGCGAUUUGGCAUCAGCACAGCCUCGGACCGCUGCAGAGGCCGCCCGAUUUACUGUCCCAUCCGACCUUGCUGCGUACUUGGCAGGAGGCUGCUCCUUGAGGCUUAAUGACUCCUGGAUCUCAGGAAAGAACGGAGAAAACAUAAAGAAUCGGGAGAGCAAACUGGGGCAAAGAAUCUGUAACUUGUCCCCUUUUCUCUGCAGAUUCUUUUUAAAAUUUUUCCUGAAGUGCAAUCAGAAUUGUUUGAAAACAGCGGGAAACCCCAGGGACAUGCGACGCUUCCAGGUGGUGUUAUCAACAACCGUGAAUGUGGAUGGACAUGUGCUGGCUGUUUCUGACAACAUGUUUGUUCAUAACAAUUCUAAGCAUGGGCGGAGAGCAAGGAGGCUGGACCCGUCUGAAGCUACACCCUGCAUUAAAGCUAUCAGCCCGAGUGAAGGUUGGACCACCGGCGGGGCCAUGGUGAUCAUCAUCGGGGACAAUUUCUUUGAUGGACUCCAAGUUGUAUUUGGGACCAUGCUCGUGUGGAGUGAGCUCAUAACACCUCAUGCCAUCAGAGUCCAGACUCCCCCUCGGCACAUCCCUGGAGUGGUGGAAGUGACAUUAUCAUAUAAGUCUAAACAGUUCUGCAAAGGUGCCCCAGGAAGGUUCAUUUACACAGCAUUAAAUGAACCUACCAUAGACUAUGGCUUCCAGAGAUUACAGAAAGUCAUCCCGAGGCAUCCUGGAGAUCCAGAAAGACUAGCUAAGGAAAUGCUGUUGAAGAGAGCGGCUGAUUUAGUGGAAGCCCUUUAUGGAACACCGCACAAUAACCAGGACAUCAUUCUGAAGCGAGCUGCUGACAUUGCUGAGGCCCUUUAUAGUGUCCCGAGGAAUCCCAGCCAGAUCCCAGCUCUGUCCAGCUCUCCAGCUCACAGUGGCAUGAUGGGUAUCAACUCCUACGGCAGCCAGCUAGGUGUCAGCAUCUCAGAGUCCACACAAGGAAACAACCAAGGUUACAUCCGGAACACAAGCAGCAUCUCUCCUCGUGGGUACUCCUCCAGUUCCACCCCCCAGCAGUCGAACUACAGCACGUCCAGCAACAGCAUGAACGGCUACAGCAACGUGCCCAUGGCCAACCUGGGCGUGCCAGGGUCCCCAGGCUUCUUAAACGGCUCCCCCACAGGAUCCCCUUAUGGAAUAAUGUCUUCAAGUCCUACAGUUGGCUCUUCCAGUGCAUCCUCCAUCCUCCCAUUUUCGUCUUCCGUCUUCCCAGCUGUCAAACAGAAGAGUGCCUUUGCUCCUGUCAUUAGACCCCAAGGCUCCCCUUCUCCUGCCUGCUCUAGUGGAAAUGGAAAUGGAUUCAGAGCCAUGACCGGCCUCGUCGUUCCCCCCAAUGUAAAGAGAAGGAAGAGUUGCGUCUUGGAAAACACAACUACUUCAAGUGAUGGACCACUAAUAUGGAAAGCACUAACUGCUUUUGGAGGGCUGUCCUGCCCCCCGAAGGAACACUCUGUAUGGAUUUGGAUAUGCAAGGAGCCUGCAUCUUACCUGGUCUCAUGUCUCCCCUGUAGCCGAGAAAUCGGCUGCCCAAACUCCAACCCCACUCGUGGACAAGGACAGAUACCGUCAUUGGCAUGCAUGGUCAGUACUAAGGACAGAAAUGUGGUUCUUUCUUUAUGGACUUGAUGAAAACCACCUUCCUACGUUUGUAAAAUAUUUAAGAAAAAAAUUGGCAAACAAUUCAAGCUUGAUAUUUUGGAUACUAUUUGUUUUUCUUUGUAGGAAAAAAAAAGUUGAAAGUUUCUAUUUUCUAUGAAGCCUUUCAGAUACCAAUUUAGUUUAUGCAGAAAAAAAUUUGAACGAAACAGGGUACCCGCAUGGAAGACUUUCUUAAAACAAAACCUGAAUCGAAUGACGAUGAUAUGUUGUUGUAUGUGUGUUUGCUUAUAGUUUAAUCUCUUUAAAAAACAAAAAACACAAAAAAAGGAAAAAUUUUAAAAUGUUUUACAAUUAUUUAAAUAAAUAAAUGUGUAACUUAUUGUAAGUAGAGGUAGAAAUUAAGACCUUUUUGGAAAGGAGGGGCAUUUUCUCCUCCUCUUGUACAAUGAAAAUGAUGCAAAACUGUAGUUCCAAGAUAAAAAGAAAAUAAGAUGUGUGAUUGUUACCACUGCUAUUUCCUGGAUGCCCACUCCUGUCCUCUCCACAUCCCCUCCCCCGUUCCAUCCUUGCAUAGAUCCGUAUGCAAGGACUGCGGUAGCCCACCUGUGUUCUUUCAGAACCGUACAACAUUCCAAGAAAAGCCAAGCACAAAUCCAGAAAUACAGAAAAGCAGUAGGGCUGGUCCAGCUAAGUCUGCUUUCCAAAAAGCCUGCAUGUCCCUUUGAGUCUUUGCUUCCUAUCACAAUUUUCCUGGGGUAGCUAUUUUUGACAUUCCCUGCCAAAGGCCACCUAGGAUUCUUGCACUUUGUUACGGUCCAAACCCCAUCCAGUUUUUCAAGGGCAGGAACAACAGGGAAAUCUUCUUGCCUGAGAGAGGAUCCAAAAUGGAUAAAACCUCUUCAGUGCAGGACCAUGUUGGGGUCCAGUUUCCAGAUCACUAGCAACUGUAACUUCAGUCCCCUUAGGUGAUCCCUCUGGUGAGUCUCCUCUGUCUGCUCUGGUUGGCCAUCAGAGCUCAUGGGCAAUGAUUAAUUGUUCUCCUUCCCUGAUGGGUGGAAGGUGCCUGAGUGCCCAUCUCUCAGGAAUUCUAUCUUUCUUUUCCCCUCUCACACUUUCCCAUUCAGAGGAUCACAGUAUCCAGAGCUGGAGGGUUCUCAGAGGUCAGCUAGUCCAUUUUACAUCAAGAGGUUCAUAAAUCAUAGAUCUAGAGCCGGAAGAGGAAACUGAGGCAUAGAGAAAUACAUAUGUUUAUAGAUCUAAAGGUAGAAGAGACCAUAUACUCUAACCCCUUCAGUUUGUAGUUGAGGCACAGAGAGGUUCAUGGAUUGAGAGAUCUGUUAUUUGACAAGCAUUUCUUAACCAUCUCCUAUCUCUCGGGGGACCUCGGAGACCCCCUUGUACAAUCCUAUCAUUUUACACAUUUUGUUUAUAAACUGAGGCACAGGGAGGCUCAUAGGGUUAUAGAUUUAGACCUGCAAAGGACCCCGAAAGACAUCUAGUUUAAUCCUGCCAUUUUACAGAUAAGGAAACUGAGACUCGGAGUAGUGACGAGACUUGCUCAGCCUCACCCAAGGACUUUCUAUACAGCUUCAGGGAUUCUAGAGUGCUCCGCAGACCUUUUCUCAUUUGAGUAAGCAGAGUCAGAAUUCAAACCCAAGCUUAUGGACUUCAAAUCCAAUGUUCUUUGCAACCCACCACUUGCCGUGGCAUUAAACUCACUGGGUAGAAAAUGAACAAUUCAGAGGUUCUACUCCCAUUCCUCAAACCCCCUCCCCAGUGGAGAAGGGAGGGGAACAUUUUAAAACCCAAGUAGUAUGGGGUUCGAAAGGAUGAAUAUUGGCAGCUUCAAAGAAUCAUUGAGGAGUGCAGUUUCCUAACCGCUCAGCUAUUUGUCCACUGUUCUCCGUGGAUGAUUAGCUCUCUUUUUAGGAGAGGCCUGACGCUGUUGCUAAGAAGUUGAGUCUGAAUGAAGCUGUAACUCAAAAGCUAGUGACUCUUACUACCUGCUUGACCUUACCUGGGAUGCCAACCCAGGUGGUGUUUCCUCCUCUGUGCUGCCUAGCUUCCUCAUUCACUCCCUGGCACCACUAGAGAGUGCCUACAGAACUCAUUUAGAGGAUACUCAGCUGGGGUCUGGAUGAUAUUAGUUCUUUCCUGUCCCAAUGGAGAAACACACUUAAAUUGAGUGCAUUUAGUCUGAAUUAGGGUAAUAUUUUUUUUUUAAAUCAAUUCCUCAUUCCUUUUCCUAGUCUACAUUUUCAUAUCCCCCCCAAUCCAAUCCCAUUUCACUCUUUCCCCUUAGCUCCAUACUGGAAAUACUACCCCCACCCCCACCAACCCAAAUGGGAUUUUUAUGCACCAUGAAAAUUCAAGGUUUUUCAUAGUUGGCAUGCCUGGAAGUGCUGUUGACAGUAACACGCUUUGAAGAACCAAGUUGCAAAGAAACACACCCGAAAAAAGUCCCCUGAUGCAAAACGUUUUAGAGAGGAGGAGGGAUAUCAACAGAGUUGUCCAAAAAUGAAGGCAGAACAAAAAUGAAGCACGUCUGGACCUGGAUUUGAGCCAAUCUGACAUAAGGGGAAAAAAAAUUUAAGUAGCUUUGCUUUAGAAUCUGUGAAUUUCGCUCUUGCAUGAAGAUGAGUGCAGUGCUGUCUUCAAAUGAUUGUAGAACUUGGUGGUAGAUUUACACCAGGAAAAAAAAAAUGUGUGUAAUGAAAUAUCCAGAAACCCUUGAUCACUCAUCUAGGACCUUGGCCGCAACAGGAAUAUUUAAAUGUACAAAUUGGUGUGUAAGGAUUUUGUAGUGUAAUAAACGAAAGCAACUCUCUCCUUUCUAGUCCUUGCUGUUAAAUACUCCUGAUCCCAGAUUCGUUUGUGCCACUUGGAAUACAAGUAUUUCUAUAGGAGAAGACAGAUUUUAUCAUAGCUUUGUAAGAGGAACUGUGUGGGGUUGUGUUUUUUUUUUUUAUUAAAGGGACAUUUUAUUUCAUUAUUUAUCUCAUUUUCAUUAUAGCAUCUUAAAUUCUCACUUUUUUUCUUUGCACAUUUCAAUAUGCAUGGUUUCAAAACCGUCCUCCUGCUUCCCUUUUGUAAAGUCUCAUCUCCCAAAUUCUAUCAUUCGUUGGGUUGUUUUGCUUUGUCAAUUAUAUACAGUAUAAAGUUGCUAUGCACAGAGCUUUUUGUAAAGAUUGCUUUUUUUUUUUGGUUUUGUAUUUUGUUGUUUUUUUUUUGUUUACUGUUUUUAAUGGUCUUACUUAUGGAAGAAUAUCUUGUUUGUAAAAUGAAUAUGUCUACU